AUGUCGCGUGCUCUCUUAAUCAACGAUGUUGCACCCGACUUUGAGGCAGAAACUCAGCUUGGGCCGAUAAAGUUCAGCGAAUACGCCAAAGAUAGCUGGGUGAUCCUCUUCUCACACCCGCGCGACUUUACACCGGUGUGCACGACGGAGCUGGCGCGCGCUGCGCAGCUCCAGGAAGAGUUUGCGCGUCGCGGUGUGAAAAUGCUAGCGCUUAGCUGUGAUGAUGUCGAGUCUCACAACUCCUGGGUGCAAGAUGUUGGUGCAUAUGGGAAAACUGAGGUUAAGUACCCGAUCAUUGCAGACCCAGAGCGCAAAAUCGCCAAACUCUACAACAUGUUACCGGCAGCGGAUCCGGGUCGCGACAACAUGCCGUUUACCGUUCGUUCGGUGUUCAUCAUUGACAGUUCGAGGCGCAUACGGGCUAUGGUGACGUAUCCAGCGCCGAUCGGCCGCAACUUUGAUGAGCUUUUGCGCGUCGUGGACGCACUGCAGACCAGCGAUCGUUUGCACUGUGCGACGCCCGUGGACUGGAAGCCCGGGUCUAGGGUUAUAGUUCCAUCAAACGUUCCCGAUGCGCUGGUGCAGAAGCACUUUGCCGAUGGACUUGAAGUUGUAGAUCUGCCAUCGAAAAAGUCGUACCUGCGGUACGGCUCUACGAGUCCAUCGUAA
Cyanidioschyzon merolae strain 10D is the source of this 669-nucleotide messenger RNA. Its product is annotated as probable 1-cys peroxiredoxin. The record is from RefSeq and is a predicted model, not a curated record. Gene Ontology annotation, biological process: cellular oxidant detoxification; cell redox homeostasis. Gene Ontology annotation, cellular component: cytosol; mitochondrion. Gene Ontology annotation, molecular function: peroxiredoxin activity. NCBI's taxonomy places the organism in Eukaryota, Rhodophyta, Bangiophyceae, Cyanidiales, Cyanidiaceae. The transcript has a single exon. The coding region runs from base 1 to 669 and encodes 222 amino acids.